UCUUAUUGUAUAAUCAGACUUACUAUAUUCAAUAAUACAAGAUGUUUAGGUUAAAAAUACCUCGCACACAAUUUAAUUUUGGUUUUCAAAUAUGUCGAAAUUAUUUAUCCCAUGAAUACAAAAGUACAUUAGUUGACUUUAAUGUGCAUGCCUUGGAAGCAAACAAUGUUCGAGCCAAAGGCUACCCGGUGCAAGGCAUUAUAUUGCUUGACAUAGUGAAUGGUAUUGCACAUGACAAUCGGAACAAUGCAUUCAGUGAAUCACUGUUAAAAUUACGUUCAUCGCCGGAUAAAGCUACCCAAUUCGACGCCACAAAUUAUGCGAUAUUCAGGAAUUUUCUUGAUCAUGAGAAUGUGGAGGAAUUAUUACCUAUUAUAAAGAAUCGCCUGCAGAGUGGCGUAUACAUCGACAAUUUCGUAGGUUGCUACAUUGUUGACCAUCUUUUGCAAGAGAACAAUUUUACUGGUGCAACUGAAGUUAGCCUGGAAAUAUUUAAACAGGAUUCUUUAGACAAUAAACUAGUUGUGGGCUUAAUUUUGAAAUCUAUUGUUGAAUACUUGAAACAAAAUGUUGAGCAAAUAUUUCCACCAGUUGUUAAGGAAAAGAAAACGGGGAAAAAAUCUGAUGAGAAAAGAGUACGUGUAAAGUUUGUACGAAAUUCCGACGGUACGAGUCAGCUGCCAGGAGACAUCGGGAAAGCGCUUUGUAGAAUUUCAGAAUUGUAUCCAAAUGAACUUACGGAAAACCUAAAGUUAUUAGGUUCUUUAUUGGACAAUAGACAAAACUUAGCCACUUCACUUCUAAAUAAUAAGGAAAUAAACUUCUGCAGGCAAACAUUAGAACUCAGCCAAACAUUGCUGAAGAAUAAGGAAGGAGUUGAUGACUUAACAAAUGGAAUAACGCUACGUUUGGAAGCAGCUGAUGAUACCAAAAAUAUAGAUAAUUUAUUGUCAAAAUUUUUCGAAGAAAUUGAUAAGGGAGAGGAAAUCAAACUUAUUGAACAACAAAAAGCAAAAUAUGAGAUAUGGAAAGAACAAGAUGCUAUAGAAAAGAAUAAGCAAAUUAAUAUUAUACCACCUAGUCAACGAAAAGAAAAUAUUGAUCAGAUACUAAGCGAUUUAACUCAAAAGAGACAAAAGCUUUGGUACUUUGAAAAUGAAGAAUUAAUCGAUCUGGAGAUAUUUAAAAAGAAUAAGAGUUAUCCCAAGAGAUGGUUUGGAAAGAAAAAGAAGCCUAAAGUAGUUGACGACAACUACGUGCCACCAGAAAUAACAAGAAAAAGCUAAUUAAUACAACUGUUAAUAUGUAAUUCACUGUGUGAAUUAAAAAUUAUACGAAAUAUAAAGAAAAUUUAUUUAAACAAGUUAGAACGUUUUAAAAUUUUAUUUAAGACAUUUUUAACAAUAGGCAAUAAACUGUAUUCCAGUGGUAUAAAAAUUGUAUAGGCUUACAAUGAUCUGCUGAGUUCAUUUUUCUUUUAUUCAGUUAUUUGACAGGUGUCAAACGUUUUUCAAAUUGGAAGCACUGACAAGUAGAAAUAUAUUAAAAAUAUACUAAUGAUAUUUGUUAACUAAUUACAAAUAAUUCUCUUUCAGUAUUUAAAUAUUUUGUUUUAUGUUUAACACCAUUCAAGAAAUAUUUUAAAAUAAAAAAACUUACAUUGCUACUAAAACCUUUAAUUACUGCGGAAAUCAAUAAAAAUCGAAGCCCGACAGUGAAAUCCUAUUUAUUAGCGUUACCCAAACUCUUAAAUCUAAAUAAAGUUCAUUAAUAAUAGUUUUUUUUUUAAUGUUUUUGAUUGAUAACUAGACACACAAAUAUAUUUAUAUUCAUAUAUUCAAAAUCAAAAAAACCAAAUGUUAGGGGGAAAUUCACACUUCGCAAUUUCUCUUGUAAUGCAUCCAUUUUUUAUAUUACUUUCAACGUAAUAAAGCUCCAUUGAAAAGUUUAAACUACAUUAUGAUGUUAAAUGUUGUUUAAUUUAAUAGUUUUCGUGAUUUAAGAUAUUAAUUUGAGUAAUAAAUUAUUAUUUAAAUGAAAUCUAGCAAAUCUACAAUAAUUAAAAUACAUCCGUGAAGAAGUAGAAAAAGUGCGCUUUUAAUAUUACGCACAUUUUUUAACGUUCUGCCGCUGAUUUAGUAUUUUUGAAGUGAAAUUUUUGGCAACUCUAUGCUUUAGCGUCGGCCAACGCAAGACGUAUUGGGCGUUGUCUACUAGGUAAAAAGGGCGGUUGAAGCGCUAGCUGUUUUUAGAAAGUAACCAUAGCUUGCAGUAAUCAGUUGUUCAAUCAACAGCGUUGGGAAUUUGCGAAAGUUAUAUUUGUAUUUAAGUUGAAAGUGUAUUAAAAAAUUUAUUAAACAAAAUGAGAGAAAUCGUUCACAUUCAAGCUGGUCAGUGCGGUAACCA
Messenger RNA from Zeugodacus cucurbitae (melon fly), 2406 nucleotides. RefSeq lists its product as uncharacterized. The record is from RefSeq and is a predicted model, not a curated record. Gene Ontology annotation, cellular component: mitochondrion. The transcript has 2 exons. The coding region runs from base 42 to 1286 and encodes 414 amino acids. Lineage: Eukaryota; Metazoa; Arthropoda; Insecta; Diptera; Tephritidae.